CAAACCACGCCGCAAAACAAGCGAAUGUCGAUGCCGCAAACCCACGCGAACCGGCGAAAGAGGACUUACCUAACCUAUAAAUAACAGAAAUCACACGCGGAAAUUUGCGUCGUAUUUUGGUAAAGAAGGUAUAAUCAAUACUCAUUAAAUUAUUGAGCACAUUGCCGUAAAAGGGAGAAGAAAAUGUCUAGGUUAAAAAGACUCACUAUUCGAGGCGUAAGGAAUUUCAGUUCUGAAACUGAAUCCGCUGAAAUAAAAUUUACACGACCGAUGACGUUAAUACUUGGACCCAAUGGGACAGGAAAAACAACUAUUAUUGAAGCCCUAAAAUAUUCUACAAGUGGUGAUUUUCCGCCUGGCUCCGAUGGUGGAAAAUAUUUUGUCCACGACCCUAAGCUGACGAAUGCAACAACGGUCAGAGGUCAAGUAAAACUUGAAAUAAUCGAUAAAAAGGGUCAAUCGGUAACCGUGUGCAGGACUCUUGAAUGCGUACAGCAACCAAAAUCCGUAAAAAUGAAAUCUCUAGAUGCCACUGUGACUACAAUUAAUCCUGAUACAAAACAGAAAAUAAUGAUUAAUGGUCGUUGCGCUGACAUAGCCCAAACCAUGGUCACACACAUGGGAGUAUCGAAGCCAAUAUUAAACUACGUUCUAUUUUGCCAUCAAGAAGAGUUAAAUUGGCCCUUCGAAGAUGGGAAAAAACUGAAAGAGAAGUUUGACGAAAUAUUCGGUACCACAAAGUUUAACAAAGCAUUGGACAAUGUGAGAGGACUUAUUAAAUCCCGUACCGCCCUUACCAAAACGAUCAAAGCCGAGAAAGAAAAAUUUGCCGUGCUUAAAAAUGAAGUAACGGAAAGAGAGAAAAAUUUGGAAAAACUCCUUGAGAGAAAAGAAGAAUCCAUCGCAAGAAGCGAGAAAAUAAAGGAAGAUCUUAAACCCCUUCGUGAAAAGAUUCAAGCGCUUGAUGAGAAGGAAAAUGAAUACAGAACCACAACUAUAAAUGAGGAUAAGAAGAAAAUGGAGUACAAUUUGGCUAAAAAGGACGUUAACAAUCUCAAAUCGAGCAUCCAUAAGAUUUACGAAGGCACGACGGAGCAGCUUAAACUCGAACUGCAAGAAAAUGAAAGCUUUCUUUCGAAAAAGAAUGCUGAUAUAAGAGAAUUUGAAUUGAAAUUGCAAGCGGAGGCAAGGAAGGAAGAAAAAUUAGCGAAAGAUAUUGCAGAAUACAGGGUUCAAAUAGGAACUUUGAAGCAGAAAAUGAAGGAUCAUAAUGAUAGAAUUGCUAAUAGAAACAGGAUGCUAGAAAACGCUUUAGCCACCUUGGAUGUCAAGGUUUCUUUGAGCAACAUCUCAGAUAAUGAAAUUGAUGACUACCUGCGAACCUUGAAAGAAAAAUUUGAGGACCUCGAACGUGAUGCUGAAGACACUCGACAGCAAAAAGAAAUCGAAGAGAAACGUCUGCAACAACAAAUAGAUGUUCUGAGAUCUGACAAGUCGAAAGUCGAGUCUGAAACAAACGUACGAGAGAAGGAAUUGUCGGAGAUCAGAAAAGAAAUCACCACUGUCCAAUCUGAAAUUACGCAGGCGGGAGUAGCAGGAAAGAGAUUAAAUGAAAUCGAAAUGAAACUUCGUGAAGUAAAUAAUCGAUGUGAAGCUUUGGGCAAAAAGAUGGACGUGAAUGCUACUAAAGUUAAGAUAAACGAGGAGAUUAAGAAACGGAAUGAAAUUGAAAAUGAGAUUCAAAAAUUGGAUGAAGAGAUAUCAUUGAUGCAUCAGCAUAGUUCGUUGCAGGCUGAAUUGGAUUUGCAAAAAUCAGCCCGUGAAGCUAAAGAGAAAAAUUUGGAGUCCAUUAAGGAGAAACAUGCGUCGAAUUUAAAAAUUCUUCUAGAUGUGGACGAAAUUCCGAUGAAAAAACUGAGAAAGAGUCUGGAUGAAGUUCAUCAGAGAUUGCUUACAAAAAAAGAGACUUUAACUAAACAAUUGGAAACAGAGCAGCAUCGGACAACAAGUUUGCAGACGAUGAUUAGGCACAAUGUGGAUGAACUGAAGCAAAAAGAAGAUGAGCUGAAGAGUGACAAAGCAAAGGUAUCCGUGCAUUGUGAUUACAACAAUUAUGAUGAUGUUGUGAUGGAACAGUUAAAGAGAGUAAAAUCUCUCCAAGAUGACAGAGGGAUGUACGCUUACCAAGGAGCUGCCUACAAGAAAUACUUGGAAAAAGUUCAAGCCAAAGACCCCUGUUGUCCAGUAUGUAAUCGCGGAUUUCAGAAUGACCAAGAAGCAAAAAACUUGUCACAAAAAAUGAAGCGUGACAUAGAAUCUGUACCUGGUGCUUUGCGAGAAUGCGAGAGCAAAUUAAAAAUUGAACAGAAAAAGUACGAUUCGCUCUUGCAGUUAAAAUCUACCGUUGAAAAAAUACUCAAAUUUGAAGGAACGGAAUUAAAGAAAGCUAAGGAAGCGAUUGAAAUAAAAAGAAAGCAGUUUAAAGAGGCAGAGGAGAAAAAGGUCGAAAUACGUUCUCAAUUGAAGGACCCAGAAGAGAAGUUAAUAAUUUGGAAGAAUACGAGUGGUGAUAUCGUAUUAUGGGAUCAAUGUUUCGAUGAUAUUGAGAAAUUGGAUCGGCAAAUCGCAGCAAUUAAACGUCGAGUUUCGAAUGCAGGUGUCAAUUUCGAUAAGACGAUGGAAGAAGCUCAGCAAGAGCGAGAUACUUUAAAAAAUUCAAUUCGAGAGUGUAGAGAACAGAUUGAAAGUAUGCAAGCUGCGUUAAAUAGUCACUGUGAUAAAUUGGAAAAGGCGAAGGAACAACGACUUGGUUUUCAAGAGGAGAAGUUAAGGCUUUCAUCGAAUUUACAGAAACUUCAGCAGUUUCAUGAUAAGGCUCAAGAGUUGUCGACGAAAAAGGAAGUAUUAGUAAAAACCAUUCAGGAAUUACGUCAAAAACUUGUUUCGGCUGAAGACGAACUUGAAACCGCAAUUCAAAAUAUGGACAAGGCAAAGACAGAGAAUCACGAAAGUCUCAAAAGUGACAGAGAGAGGAUCGAUCGAGUUUCUAAACGUUUGUACGAAUUGAACAAAAUUCAAAGUGAAAUUGAGAAGUUUAUUGAGAAUGGAACUGAAGAAAAAUUGCAACGUGUUGAGGAGAAAGUAAAGAAUUUUGACGACAUGAUCAGCACUCUAAAAAACAGUAAAAGUACUCUGGAGAAAAAAAUUUCCAGCAUCAGAGAGGACAUGACUCAACAGGAAUUGAGCAAACGAACAUUGAUGGAUAACCUCACACUUCGUACAAAAGAAAAAGAUUUGGAUUGUUUAAAGAAGCAAUGGGAACAAUUCCAAGAAUGCGUUAAAAAUUUCCAAAUUGAAAGAGUACGAGCAGAGCGAAGGCAAUUGAGGGAAGAGGAGGAGAGCUUAAUGAACCAAAGAAGCAAGAUCGAAGGAACACAAGAAGAAUUGCGGCAAAAUAUUAAGCAGCUGGAAGCUGAACUCAGGAGAAGUGAGUACAAGAACGCUCGUCAAAACUUCAAGUACAAGGCCAUCGAAUUAGUGGCUACUCAAGAGGCAGUGGAAAACUUGAAAACGUACAGCAGAAUACUAGAUGCUUCUAUGAUAGAGUAUCAUGAAGAGCGAAUGAAUACAGUAAACAAAAUCAUGGAUAGAAUGUGGAACGUUGUCUACACCGGAAAUGAUACGUCGACCAUCCAAAUUCGAACAAACGCAACUGAAGGAACAGAUACUGCCAGAAGAACUUACAAUUACAAGUUGAUACAGAAGAAAAACGGAGUGGAAAUGGACAUGAAGGGACGUUGCAGCGCAGGACAAAGGGUGUUAACUUCUAUAAUAAUCCGAAUGGCACUGGCUGAAACCUUCUGCGGAGAGUGUGGUGUGAUGGCUUUGGAUGAGCCUACGACUAAUUUGGAUGAGUCCAAUUCUAAAAGUUUGGCAGACGCUUUAUGCACUAUCGUUAAUCUGCGGUCGCAACAGCAGAAGAGCUUCCAACUGAUUGUGAUUAGUCACGAUGAACCUUUUAUAACGAGACUGUCUCAGGCUAACUCUCACAAGGGCUAUUACCAACUUACGAGGGGUCCAGAUGGCAGAUCUCUAAUUGAUUAUCGCAACAUGACUGGUGCAGCUGUAGCGAAGCCCGUAGCUACUUUGGAUGAAUCCUCUGGGGACGAGGAUGAUUAUUAUGAUGGGGUAGCUACUGUUAAUGUUUAAAUCUAAGUCUUAAAUAGUUUUUAAAGUUUCUAAGAUGACAUUAUUUUAUAAUUCUUAUUAUUAUUAUCGAAAGUUGAUUUAAAAUCUACUUCAUGUGAUUCCAAUGUUUUUUGUACAAUAAAGUAGUUUUUCUAAUA
Messenger RNA from Belonocnema kinseyi, 4346 nucleotides. It is a transcript of the gene rad50, whose product is annotated as DNA repair protein RAD50. Lineage: Eukaryota; Metazoa; Arthropoda; Insecta; Hymenoptera; Cynipidae. Gene Ontology annotation, molecular function: ATP hydrolysis activity; G-quadruplex DNA binding; double-stranded telomeric DNA binding. The record is from RefSeq and is a predicted model, not a curated record. The coding region runs from base 184 to 4209 and encodes 1341 amino acids. Gene Ontology annotation, biological process: telomere maintenance via telomerase; chromosome organization involved in meiotic cell cycle; telomere maintenance via recombination. The transcript has 16 exons. Gene Ontology annotation, cellular component: Mre11 complex; condensed nuclear chromosome; nucleus.